AUGAAUGAAAGUGGCAACGACAGAGGAACUCAAGAAAACGGAAGCAAUGAAAACACCAACGAAAGUGGCAACAUAAAAAGCACUAACAAUGAGAGCACCAACAAAAGUGGCACUCAAGAAAGCAACGAGAGCACUAACGAAAGUGGCAACCAAGAAAGUAACGAGAGCACCAACGAAGGUGGCAACCAAGAAAGCAACGAGAGCACCAACGAAAGUGGCACUCAAGAAAGAAACGAGAGCACCAACGAAAGUGGCAAUCAAAAAAACAACGAGAGCACCACCAAAAGUGGCAACCAAGAAAGCAACGAGAGCACCAAGGAAAGUGGCAAUCAAGAAAGCAACGAGAGCACCAACGAAGUUGGCAACCAAGAAAGCAAUGAAAGCAGCAAUGAAAGUGGCAAGCAAGAAAGCACUGAGAGCACCAACGAAAGUGGCAACCAAGAAAGCACCGAGAGCACCAACGAAAGUGGAAACCAAGAAAGCAAUGAAAGCACCAACAAAAGUGACAACGAAGAAAGCACCGAGAGCACCAACGAAAGUGGCAACCAAAAAAGCAACGAGAGCACCAAAGAAGUUGGCAACCAAGAAAGCAAUGAAAGCACUAACGAAAGUGGCAUUCAAGAAAGCAACGAGAGCACCAAUGAAAGUGGCAACCAAGAAAGCACUGAGAGCACCAACGAAAGUGGCAACCAAGAAAACGAUGAAAGCACCAAGGAAAGUGGCAAUCAAGAAAGCACCGAGAGAACCAACAAAAGUGGCAACCAAGAAAGCAAUGAAAGCACCAACAAAAGUGACAACCAAGAAAGCACCGAGAGCACCAACGAAAGUGGCAACCAAGAAAGCAACGAGAGCACCAAAGAAGUUGGCAACCAAGAAAGCAAUGAAAGCACUAACGAAAGUGGCAUUCAAGAAAGCAACGAGAGCACCAAUAAAAGUGACAACCAAGAAAGCACCGAGAGCACCAACGAAAGUGGCAACCAAGAAAGCAACGAGAGCACCAAGGAAAGUGGCAAUCAAGAAAGCAACGAGAGCACCAAAGAAGUUGGCAACCAAGAAAGCAAUGAAAGCACUAACGAAAGUGGCAUUCAAGAAAGCAACGAGAGCACCAAUGAAAGUGGCAACCAAGAAAGCACUGAGAGCACCAACGAAAGUGGCAACCAAGAAAACAAUGAAAGCACCAACAAAAGUGACAACCAAGAAAGCACCGAGAGCACCAACGAAAGUGGCAACCAAGAAAGCACCAAGAGCACCAAGGAAAGUGGCAAUCAAGAAAGCAACGAGAGCACCAAAGAAGUUGGCAAACAAGAAAGCAAUGAAAGCACUAACGAAAGUGGCAUUCAAGAAAGCAACGAGAGCACCAAUGAAAGUGGCAACCAAGAAAGCACUGAGAGCACCAACGAAAGUGGCAACGAAGAAAGCAGCGAGAGCACCAACGAAAGUGGCAACGAAGAAAGCAAUGAAAGCACCAACAAAAGUGGCAACCAAGAAAGCACCAAGAGCACCAAUGAAAGUGGCUCUCAAGAAAGCAAUGAAAGCACCAACGAAAGUGGCACUCAAGAAAGAAACGAGAGCACCAACGAAAGUGGCAAUCAAAAAAACAACGAGAGCACCACCGAAAGUGGCAACCAAGAAAGCAACGAGAGCACCAAGGAAAGUGGCAAUCAAGAAAGCAACGAGAGCACCAACGAAGUUGGCAACCAAGAAAGCAAUGAAAGCAGCCAUGAAAGUGGCAAGCAAGAAAGCACUGAGAGCACCAACGAAAGUGGCAACCAAGAAAGCACCGAGAGCACCAACGAAAGUGGAAACCAAGAAAGCAACGAGAGCACCAACGAAAGUGGCAACCAAGAAAGCAAUGAAAGCACCAACAAAAGUGGCAACAAAGAAAGUAAAGAGAGCACCAACGAAAGUGGAAACCAAGAAAGCAACGAGAGCACCAACGAAAGUGGCAACCAAGAAAGCACCGAGAGCAUCAACGAAAGUGGCAACCGAGAAAGCAACGAGAGCACCAACGAAAGUGGCACUCAAGAAAGCAAUGAAAGCACCAACAAAAGUGGCAACAAAGAAAGCAACGAGAGCACCAAAGAAGUUGGCAAACAAGAAAGCAAUGAAAGCACUAACGAAAGUGGCAUUCAAGAAAGCAACGAGAGCACCAAUGAAAGUGGUAACCAAGAAAGCACUGAGAGCACCAACGAAAGUGGCAACGAAGAAAGCAGCGAGAGCACCAACGAAAGUGGCAACGAAGAAAGCAAUGAAAGCACCAACAAAAGUGGCAACCAAGAAAGCACCAAGAGCACCAACGAAAGUGGCAACCAAGAAAGCACCGAGAGCACCAAUGAAAGUGGCUCUCAAGAAAGCAAUGAAAGCACCAACGAAAGUGGCACUCAAGAAAGAAACGAGAGCACCAACGAAAGUGGCAAUCAAAAAAACAACGAGAGCACCACCGAAAGUGGCAACCAAGAAAGCAACAAGAGCACCAAGGAAAGUGGCAAUCAAGAAAGCAACGAGAGCACCAACGAAGUUGGCAACCAAGAAAGCAAUGAAAGCAGCCAUGAAAGUGGCAAGCAAGAAAGCACUGAGAGCACCAACGAAAGUGGCAACCAAGAAAGCAACGAGAGCACCAACGAAAGUGGCAACCAAGAAAGCAAUGAAAGCACCAACGAAAGUGGCACUCAAGAAAGCAAUGAAAGCACCAACGAAAGUGGCAACAAAGAAAGCAACGAGAGCACCAACAAAAGUGGUAACCAAGAAAGCAACGAGAGCACCAACGAAAGUGGCAACCAAGAAAGCAAUGAAAGCACCAACGAAAGUGGCACUCAAGAAAGCAACGAGAGCACCAACAAAAGUGGCACUCAAGAAAGCAAUGAAAGCACCAACAAAAGUGGCAACAAAGAAAGCACCGAGAGCACCAACGAAAGUGGCAACCAAGAAAGCAACGAGAGCACCAACGAAAGUGCCACUCAAGAAAGCAACGAGAGCACCAACGAAAGUGGCACUCAAGAAAGCAAUGAAAGCACCAACAAAAGUGGCAACAAAGAAAGUAAAGAGAGCACCAACGAAAGUGGAAACCAAGAAAGCAACGAGAGCACCAACGAAAGUGGCAACCAAGAAAGCACCGAGAGCAUCAACGAAAGUGGCAACCGAGAAAGCAACGAGAGCACCAACGAAAGUGGCACUCAAGAAAGCAAUGAAAGCACCAACAAAAGUGGCAACAAAGAAAGCAACGAGAGCACCAACAAAAGUGGUAACCAAGAAAGCAACGAGAGCACCAACGAAAGUGGCAACCAAGAAAGCAAUGAAAGCACCAACGAAAGUGGCAACCAAGAAAGCAAUGAAAGCACCAACGAAAGUGGCACUCAAGAAAGCAACGAGAGCACCAACAAAAAAAGCAACGAGAGCACCAACGAAAGUGGCAACCAAGAAAGCAAUGAAAGCACCAACGAAAGUGGCACUCAAGAAAGCAACGAGAGCACCAACAAAAGUGGCACUCAAGAAAGUAAAGAGAGCACCAACGAAAGUGGAAACCAAGAAAGCAACGAGAGCACUAACGAAAGUGGCAACCAAGAAAGCACCGAGAGCAUCAACGAAAGUGGCAACCGAGAAAGCAACGAGAGCACCAACGAAAGUGGCACUCAAGAAAGCAAUGAAAGCACCAACAAAAGUGGCAACAAAGAAAGCAACGAGAGCACCAACAAAAGUGGUAACCAAGAAAGCAACGAGAGCACCAACGAAAGUGGCAACCAAGAAAGCAAUGAGAGCACCAACGAAAGUGGCACUCAAGAAAGCACCAAGAGCACCAACAAAAGUGGCACUCAAGAAAGCAAUGAAAGCACCAACAAAAGUGGCAACAAAGAAAGCAACGAGAGCACCAACAAAAGUGGUAACCAAGAAAGCAACGAGAGCACCAACGAAAGUGGCAACCAAGAAAGCAAUAAAAGCACCAACGAAAGUGGCACUCAAGAAAGCAACGAGAGCACCAACAAAAGUGGCACUCAAGAAAGCAAUGAAAGCACCAACAAAAGUGGCAACAAAGAAAGCAACGAGAGCACCAACGAAAGUGGCAACCAAGAAAGCACCGAGAGCAUCAACGAAAUUGGCAACCGAGAAAGCAACGAGAGCACCAACGAAAGUGGCACUCAAGAAAGCAAUGAAAGCACUAAUGAAAGUGGCAUUCAAGAAAGCAACGAGAGCACCAACAAAAGAGACACUCCAGAAAGCAAUGAAAACACCAACGAAAGUGGCACUCAAGAAAGCAACGAGAGCACCAACGAAAGUGCCACUCAAGAAAGCAACGAGAGCACCAACGAAAGUGGCACUCAAGAAAGCAAUGAAAGCACCAACAAAAGUGGCAACAAAGAAAGUAAAGAGAGCACCAACGAAAGUGGAAACCAAGAAAGCAACGAGAGCACCAACGAAAGUGGCAACCAAGAAAGCACCGAGAGCAUCAACGAAAGUGGCAACCGAGAAAGCAACGAGAGCACCAACGAAAGUGGCACUCAAGAAAGCAAUGAAAGCACCAACAAAAGUGGCAACAAAGAAAGCAACGAGAGCACCAACAAAAGUGGUAACCAAGAAAGCAACGAGAGCACCAACGAAAGUGGCAACCAAGAAAGCAAUGAAAGCACCAACGAAAGUGGCACUCAAGAAAGCAAUGAAAGCACCAACGAAAGUGGCAACAAAGAAAGCAACGAGAGCACCAACAAAAGUGGUAACCAAGAAAGCAACGAGAGCACCUACGAAAGUGGCAACCAAGAAAGCAAUGAAAGCACCAACGAAAGUGGCACUCAAGAAAGCAACGAGAGCACCAACAAAAGUGGCACUCAAGAAAGCAAUGAAAGCACCAACAAAAGUGGCAACAAAGAAAGCACCGAGAGCACCAACGAAAGUGGCAACCAAGAAAGCAACGAGAGCACCAACGAAAGUGCCACUCAAGAAAGCAACGAGAGCACCAACGAAAGUGGCACUCAAGAAAGCAAUGAAAGCACCAACAAAAGUGGCAACAAAGAAAGUAAAGAGAGCACCAACGAAAGUGGAAACCAAGAAAGCAACGAGAGCACCAACGAAAGUGGCAACCAAGAAAGCACCGAGAGCAUCAACGAAAGUGGCAACCGAGAAAGCAACGAGAGCACCAACGAAAGUGGCACUCAAGAAAGCAAUGAAAGCACCAACAAAAGUGGCAACAAAGAAAGCAACGAGAGCACCAACAAAAGUGGUAACCAAGAAAGCAACGAGAGCACCAACGAAAGUGGCAACCAAGAAAGCAAUGAAAGCACCAACGAAAGUGGCAACCAAGAAAGCAAUGAAAGCACCAACGAAAGUGGCACUCAAGAAAGCAACGAGAGCACCAACAAAAGUGGCACUCAAGAAAGCAAUGAAAGCACCAACAAAAAUGGCAACAAAGAAAGCAACGAGAGCACCAACAAAAGUGGUAACCAAGAAAGCAACGAGAGCACCUACGAAAGUGGCAACCAAGAAAGCAAUGAAAGCACCAACGAAAGUGGCACUCAAGAAAGCAACGAGAGCACCAACAAAAGUGGCACUCAAGAAAGCAAUGAAAGCACCAACAAAAGUGGCAACAAAGAAAGCACCGAGAGCACCAACGAAAGUGGCAACCAAGAAAGCAACGAGAGCACCAACGAAAGUGCCACUCAAGAAAGCAACGAGAGCACCAACGAAAGUGGCACUCAAGAAAGCAAUGAAAGCACCAACAAAAGUGGCAACAAAGAAAGUAAAGAGAGCACCAACGAAAGUGGAAACCAAGAAAGCAACGAGAGCACCAACAAAAGUGGCAACCAAGAAAGCACCGAGAGCAUCAACGAAAGUGGCAACCGAGAAAGCAACGAGAGCACCAACGAAAGUGGCACUCAAGAAAGCAAUGAAAGCACCAACAAAAGUGGCAACAAAGAAAGCAACGAGAGCACCAACAAAAGUGGUAACCAAGAAAGCAACGAGAGCACCAACGAAAGUGGCAACCAAGAAAGCAAUGAAAGCACCAACGAAAGUGGCACUCAAGAAAGCAACGAGAGCACCAACAAAAGUGGCACUCAAGAAAGCAAUGAAAGCACCAACAAAAGUGGCAACAAAGAAAGCAACGAGAGCACCAACAAAAGUGGUAACCAAGAAAGCAACGAGAGCACCAACGAAAGUGGCAACCAAGAAAGCAAUGAAAGCACCAACGAAAGUGGCACUCAAGAAAGCAACGAGAGCACCAAUGAAAGUGGCAACCAAGAAAGCACUGAGAGCACCAAGGAAAGUGGCAACCAAGAAAACAAUGAAAGCACCAACAAAAGUGACAACCAAGAAAGCACCGAGAGCACCAACGAAAGUGGCAACCAAGAAAGCAACGAGAGCACCAAGGAAAGUGGCAUUCAAGAAAGCAACGAGAGCACCAAUGAAAGUGGCAACCAAGAAAGCACUGAGAGCACCAACGAAAGUGGCAACGAAGAAAGCAGCGAGAGCACCAACGAAAGUGGCAACGAAGAAAGCAAUGAAAGCACCAACAAAAGUGGCAACCAAGAAAGCACCAAGAGCACCAACGAAAGUGGCAACCAAGAAAGCACCGAGAGCACCAAUGAAAGUGGCUCUCAAGAAAGCAAUGAAAGCACCAACGAAAGUGGCACUCAAGAAAGAAACGAGAGCACCAACAAAAGUGGCAAUCAAAAAAACAACGAGAGCACCACCGAAAGUGGCAACCAAGAAAGCAACGAGAGCACCAAGGAAAGUGGCAAUCAAGAAAGCAACGAGAGCACCAACGAAGUUGGCAACCAAGAAAGCAAUGAAAGCAGCCAUGAAAGUGGCAAGCAAGAAAGCACUGAGAGCACCAACGAAAGUGGAAACCAAGAAAGCAACGAGAGCACCAACGAAAGUGGCAACCAAGAAAGCAAUGAAAGCACCAACAAAAGUGGCAACAAAGAAAGUAAAGAGAGCACCAACGAAAGUGGAAACCAAGAAAGCAACGAGAGCACCAACGAAAGUGGCAACCAAGAAAGCACCGAGAGCAUCAACGAAAGUGGCAACCGAGAAAGCAACGAGAGCACCAACGAAAGUGGCACUCAAGAAAGCAAUGAAAGCACCAACAAAAGUGGCAACAAAGAAAGCAACGAGAGCACCAACAAAAGUGGUAACCAAGAAAGCAACGAGAGCACCAACGAAAGUGGCAACCAAGAAAGCAAUGAAAGCACCAACGAAAGUGGCACUCAAGAAAGCAACGAGAGCACCAACAAAAGUGGCACUCAAGAAAGCAAUGAAAGCACCAACAAAAGUGGCAACAAAGAAAGCAACGAGAGCACCAACGAAAGUGGCACUCAAGAAAGCAACGAGAGCACCAACAAAAGUGGCACUCAAGAAAGCAAUGAAAGCACCAACAAAAGUGGCAACAAAGAAAGCAACGAGAGCACCAACGAAAGUGGCACUCAAGAAAGAAACGAGAGCACCAACGAAAGUGGCAAUCAAAAAAACAACGAGAGCACCACCGAAAGUGGCAACCAAGAAAGCAACGAGAGCACCAAGGAAAGUGGCAAUCAAGAAAGCAACGAGAGCACCAACGAAGUUGGCAACCAAGAAAGCAAUGAAAGCAGCCAUGAAAGCGGCAAGCAAGAAAGCACUGAGAGCACCAACGAAAGUGGCAACCAAGAAAGCACCGAGAGCACCAACGAAAGUGGAAACCAAGAAAGCAACGAGAGCACCAACGAAAGUGGCAACCAAGAAAGCAAUGAAAGCACCAACAAAAGUGGCAACAAAGAAAGUAAAGAGAGCACCAACGAAAGUGGAAACCAAGAAAGCAACGAGAGCACCAACGAAAGUGGCAACCAAGAAAGCAAUGAAAGCACCAACGAAAGUGGCACUCAAGAAAGCAACGAGAGCACCAAUGAAAGUGGCAACCAAGAAAGCACUGAGAGCACCAAGGAAAGUGGCAACCAAGAAAACAAUGAAAGCACCAACAAAAGUGACAACCAAGAAAGCACCGAGAGCACCAACGAAAGUGGCAACCAAGAAAGCAACGAGAGCACCAAGGAAAGUGGCAUUCAAGAAAGCAACGAGAGCACCAAUGAAAGUGGCAACCAAGAAAGCACUGAGAGCACCAACGAAAGUGGCAACGAAGAAAGCAGCGAGAGCACCAACGAAAGUGGCAACGAAGAAAGCAAUGAAAGCACCAACAAAAGUGGCAACCAAGAAAGCACCAAGAGCACCAACGAAAGUGGCAACCAAGAAAGCACCGAGAGCACCAACGAAAGUGGCUCUCAAGAAAGCAAUGAAAGCACCAACGAAAGUGGCACUCAAGAAAGAAACGAGAGCACCAACGAAAGUGGCAAUCAAAAAAACAACGAGAGCACCACGGAAAGUGGCAACCAAGAAAGCAACGAGAGCACCAAGGAAAGUGGCAAUCAAGAAAGCAACGAGAGCACCAACGAAGUUGGCAACCAAGAAAGCAAUGAAAGCAGCCAUGAAAGUGGCAAGCAAGAAAGCACUGAGAGCACCAACGAAAGUGGAAACCAAGAAAGCAACGAGAGCACCAACGAAAGUGGCAACCAAGAAAGCAAUGAAAGCACCAACAAAAGUGGCAACAAAGAAAGUAAAGAGAGCACCAACGAAAGUGGAAACCAAGAAAGCAACGAGAGCACCAACGAAAGUGGCAACCAAGAAAGCACCGAGAGCAUCAACGAAAGUGGCAACCGAGAAAGCAACGAGAGCACCAACGAAAGUGGCACUCAAGAAAGCAAUGAAAGCACCAACAAAAGUGGCAACAAAGAAAGCAACGAGAGCACCAACAAAAGUGGUAACCAAGAAAGCAACGAGAGCACCAACGAAAGUGGCAACCAAGAAAGCAAUGAAAGCACCAACGAAAGUGGCACUCAAGAAAGCAACGAGAGCACCAACAAAAGUGGCACUCAAGAAAGCAAUGAAAGCACCAACAAAAGUGGCAACAAAGAAAGCAACGAGAGCACCAACGAAAGUGGCACUCAAGAAAGCAACGAGAGCACCAACAAAAGUGGCACUCAAGAAAGCAAUGAAAGCACCAACAAAAGUGGCAACAAAGAAAGCAACGAGAGCACCAACGAAAGUGGCACUCAAGAAAGAAACGAGAGCACCAACGAAAGUGGCAAUCAAAAAAACAACGAGAGCACCACCGAAAGUGGCAACCAAGAAAGCAACGAGAGCACCAAGGAAAGUGGCAAUCAAGAAAGCAACGAGAGCACCAACGAAGUUGGCAACCAAGAAAGCAAUGAAAGCAGCCAUGAAAGCGGCAAGCAAGAAAGCACUGAGAGCACCAACGAAAGUGGCAACCAAGAAAGCACCGAGAGCACCAACGAAAGUGGAAACCAAGAAAGCAACGAGAGCACCAACGAAAGUGGCAACCAAGAAAGCAAUGAAAGCACCAACAAAAGUGGCAACAAAGAAAGUAAAGAGAGCACCAACGAAAGUGGAAACCAAGAAAGCAACGAGAGCACCAACGAAAGUGGCAACCAAGAAAGCACCGAGAGCAUCAACGAAAGUGGCAACCGAGAAAGCAACGAGAGCACCAACGAAAGUGGCACUCAAGAAAGCAAUGAAAGCACCAACAAAAGUGGCAACAAAGAAAGCAACGAGAGCACCAACAAAAGUGGUAACCAAGAAAGCAACGAGAGCACCAACGAAAGUGGCAACCAAGAAAGCAAUGAAAGCACCAACGAAAGUGGCACUCAAGAAAGCAACGAGAGCACCAACAAAAGUGGCACUCAAGAAAGCAAUGAAAGCACCAACAAAAGUGGCAACAAAGAAAGCAACGAGAGCACCAACAAAAGUGGUAACAAAGAAAGCAACGAGAGCACCAACGAAAGUGGCAACCAAGAAAGCAAUGAAAGCACCAACGAAAGUGGCACUCAAGAAAGCAACGAGAGCACCAACAAAAGUGGCACUCAAGAAAGCAAUGAAAGCACCAACAAAAGUGGCAACAAAGAAAGCAACGAGAGCACCAACGGAAGUGGCAACCAAGAAAGCACCGAGAGCAUCAACGAAAGUGGCAACCGAGAAAGCAACGAGAGCACCAACGAAAGUGGCACUCAAGAAAGCAAUGAAAGCACCAACAAAAGUGGCAACAAAGAAAGCAACGAGAGCACCAACAAAAGUGGUAACCAAGAAAGCAACGAGAGCACCAACGAAAGUGGCAACCAAGAAAGCAAUGAAAGCACCAACGAAAGUGGUACUCAAGAAAACAACGAGAGCACCAACAAAAGUGGCACUCAAGAAAGCAAUGAAAGCACCAACAAAAGUGGCAACAAAGAAAGCAACGAGAGCACCAACAAAAGUGGUAACCAAGAAAGCAACGAGAGCACCAACGAAAGUGGCAACCAAGAAAGCAAUGAAAGCACCAACGAAAGUGGCACUCAAGAAAGCAACGAGAGCACCAACAAAAGUAGUAACCAAGAAAGCAACGAGAGCACCAACGAAAGUGGCAACCAAGAAAGCAAUGAAAGCACCAACGAAAGUGGCACUCAAGAAAGCAACGAGAGCACCAACAAAAGUGGCACUCAAGAAAGUAAAGAGAGCACCAACGAAAGUGGAAACCAAGAAAGCAACGAGAGCACUAACGAAAGUGGCAACCAAGAAAGCACCGAGAGCAUCAACGAAAGUGGCAACCGAGAAAGCAACGAGAGCACCAACGAAAGUGGCACUCAAGAAAGCAAUGAAAGCACCAACAAAAGUGGCAACAAAGAAAGCAACGAGAGCACCAACAAAAGUGGUAACCAAGAAAGCAACGAGAGCACCAACGAAAUUGGCAACCAAGAAAGCAAUGAGAGCACCAACGAAAGUGGCACUCAAGAAAGCCUCGAGAGCACCAACAAAAGUGGCACUCAAGAAAGCAAUGAAAGCACCAACAAAAGUGGCAACAAAGAAAGCAACGAGAGCACCAACAAAAGUGGUAACCAAGAAAGCAACGAGAGCACCAACAAAAGUGGCACUCAAGAAAGCAAUAAAAGCACCAACGAAAGUGGCACUCAAGAAAGCAACGAGAGCACCAACAAAAGUGGCACUCAAGAAAGCAAUGAAAGCACCAACAAAAGUGGCAACAAAGAAAGCAACGAGAGCACCAACGAAAGUGGCAACCAAGAAAGCACCGAGAGCAUCAACGAAAUUGGCAACCGAGAAAGCAACGAGAGCACCAACGAAAUUGGCACUCAAGAAAGCAAUGAAAGCACUAAUGAAAGUGGCAUUCAAGAAAGCAACGAGAGCACCAACAAAAGAGACACUCCAGAAAGCAAUGAAAACACCAACGAAAGUGGCACUCAAGAAAGCAACGAGAGCACCAACGAAAGUGCCACUCAAGAAAGCAACGAGAGCACCAACGAAAGUGGCACUCAAGAAAGCAAUGAAAGCACCAACAAAAGUGGCAACAAAGAAAGUAAAGAGAGCACCAACGAAAGUGGAAACCAAGAAAGCAACGAGAGCACCAACGAAAGUGGCAACCAAGAAAGCACCGAGAGCAUCAACGAAAGUGGCAACCGAGAAAGCAACGAGAGCACCAACGAAAGUGGCACUCAAGAAAGCAAUGAAAGCACCAACAAAAGUGGCAACAAAGAAAGCAACGAGAGCACCAACAAAAGUGGUAACCAAGAAAGCAACGAGAGCACCAACGAAAGUGGCAACCAAGAAAGCAAUGAAAGCACCAACGAAAGUGGCAACCAAGAAAGCAACGAGAGCACCAAUGAAAGUGGCAACCAAGAAAGCACUGAGAGCACCAACGAAAGUGGCAACCAAGAAAACAAUGAAAGCACCAACAAAAGUGACAACCAAGAAAGCACCGAGAGCACCAACGAAAGUGGCAACCAAGAAAGCACCGAGAGCACCAAGGAAAGUGGCAAUCAAGAAAGCAACGAGAGCACCAAAGAAGUUGGCAAACAAGAAAGCAAUGAAAGCACUAACGAAAGUGGCAUUCAAGAAAGCAACGAGAGCACCAAUGAAAGUGGUAACCAAGAAAGCACUGAGAGCACCAACGAAAGUGGCAACGAAGAAAGCAGCGAGAGCACCAACGAAAGUGGCAACGAAGAAAGCAAUGAAAGCACCAACAAAAGUGGCAACCAAGAAAGCACCAAGAGCACCAACGAAAGUGGCAACCAAGAAAGCACCGAGAGCACCAAUGAAAGUGGCUCUCAAGAAAGCAAUGAAAGCACCAACGAAAGUGGCACUCAAGAAAGAAACGAGAGCACCAACGAAAGUGGCAAUCAAAAAAACAACGAGAGCACCACCGAAAGUGGCAACCAAGAAAGCAACAAGAGCACCAAGGAAAGUGGCAAUCAAGAAAGCAACGAGAGCACCAACGAAGUUGGCAACCAAGAAAGCAAUGAAAGCAGCCAUGAAAGUGGCAAGCAAGAAAGCACUGAGAGCACCAACGAAAGUGGCAACCAAGAAAGCACCGAGAGCACCAACGAAAGUGGAAACCAAGAAAGCAACGAGAGCACCAACGAAAGUGGCAACCAAGAAAGCAAUGAAAGCACCAACAAAAGUGGCAACAAAGAAAGUAAAGAGAGCACCAACGAAAGUGGAAACCAAGAAAGCAACAAGAGCACCAACGAAAGUGGCAACCAAGAAAGCACAGAGAGCAUCAACGAAAGUGGCAACCGAGAAAGCAACGAGAGCACCAACGAAAGUGGCACUCAAGAAAGCAAUGAGAGCACCAACAAAAGUGGCAACAAAGAAAGCAACGAGAGCACCAACAAAAGUGGUAACCAAGAAAGCAACGAGAGCACCAACGAAAGUGGCAACCAAGAAAGCAAUGAAAGCACCAACGAAAGUGGCACUCAAGAAAACAACGAGAGCACCAACAAAAGUAGCACUCAAGAAAGCAAUGAAAGCACCAACAAAAGUGGCAACAAAGAAAGCAACGAGAGCACCAACAAAAGUGGUAACCAAGAAAGCAACGAGAGCACCAACGAAAGUGGCAACCAAGAAAGCAAUGAAAGCACCAACGAAAGUGGCACUCAAGAAAGCAACGAGAGCACCAACAAAAGUGGUAACCAAGAAAGCAACGAGAGCACCAACGAAAGUGGCAACCAAGAAAGCAAUGAAAGCACCAACGAAAGUGGCACUCAAGAAAGCAACGAGAGCACCAACAAAAGUGGCACUCAAGAAAAAAGCACCGAGAGCACCAACAAAAGUGGCACUCAAGAAAGCAAUGAAAGCACCAACAAAAGUGGCAACAAAGAAAGCAACGAGAGCACCAACAAAAGUGGUAACCAAGAAAGCAACGAGAGCACCAACGAAAGUGGCAACCAAGAAAGCAAUAAAAGCACCAACGAAAGUGGCACUCAAGAAAGCAACGAGAGCACCAACAAAAGUGGCACUCAAGAAAGCAAUGAAAGCACCAACAAAAGUGGCAACAAAGAAAGCAACGAGAGCACCAACGAAAGUGGCAACCAAGAAAGCACCGAGAGCAUCAACGAAAUUGGCAACCGAGAAAGCAACGAGAGCACCAACGAAAGUGGCACUCAAGAAAGCAAUGAAAGCACUAAUGAAAGUGGCAUUCAAGAAAGCAACGAGAGCACCAACAAAAGAGACACUCCAGAAAGCAAUGAAAACACCAACGAAAGUGGCACUCAAGAAAGCAACGAGAGCACCAACGAAAGUGCCACUCAAGAAAGCAACGAGAGCACCAACGAAAGUGGCACUCAAGAAAGCAAUGAAAGCACCAACAAAAGUGGCAACAAAGAAAGUAAAGAGAGCACCAACGAAAGUGGAAACCAAGAAAGCAACGAGAGCACCAACGAAAGUGGCAACCAAGAAAGCACCGAGAGCAACAACGAAAGUGGCAACCGAGAAAGCAACGAGAGCACCAACGAAAGUGGCACUCAAGAAAGCAAUGAAAGCACCAACAAAAGUGGCAACAAAGAAAGCAACGAGAGCACCAACAAAAGUGGUAAACAAGAAAGCAACGAGAGCACCAACGAAAGUGGCAACCAAGAAAGCAAUGAAAGCACCAAUGAAAGUGGCACUCAAGAAAGCAAUGAGAGCACCAACAAAAGUGGCACUCAAGAAAGCAAUGAAAGCACCAACAAAAGUGGCAACAAAGAAAGCAACGAGAGCACCAACAAAAGUGGUAACCAAGAAAGCAACGAGAGCACCUACGAAAGUGGCAACCAAGAAAGCAAUGAAAGCACCAACGAAAGUGGCACUCAAGAAAGCAACGAGAGCACCAACAAAAGUGGCACUCAAGAAAGCAAUGAAAGCACCAACAAAAGUGGCAACAAAGAAAGCACCGAGAGCACCAACGAAAGUGGCAACCAAGAAAGCAACGAGAGCACCAACGAAAGUGCCACUCAAGAAAGCAACGAGAGCACCAACGAAAGUGGCACUCAAGAAAGCAAUGAAAGCACCAACAAAAGUGGCAACAAAGAAAGCAACGAGAGCACCAACAAAAGUGGUAACCAAGAAAGCAACGAGAGCACCAACGAAAGUGGCAACCAAGAAAGCAAUGAAAGCACCAACGAAAGUGGCAACCAAGAAAGCAACGAGAGCACCAACAAAAGUGGCACUCAAGAAAGCAAUGAAAGCACCAACAAAAGUGGCAACAAAGAAAGCAACGAGAGCACCAACAAAAGUGGUAACCAAGAAAGCAACGAGAGCACCUACGAAAGUGGCAACCAAGAAAGCAAUGAAAGCACCAACGAAAGUGGCACUCAAGAAAGCAACGAGAGCACCAACAAAAGUGGCACUCAAGAAAGCAAUGAAAGCACCAACAAAAGUGGCAACAAAGAAAGCACCGAGAGCACCAACGAAAGUGGCAACCAAGAAAGCAACGAGAGCACCAACGAAAGUGCCACUCAAGAAAGCAACGAGAGCACCAACGAAAGUGGCACUCAAGAAAGCAAUGAAAGCACCAACAAAAGUGGCAACAAAGAAAAAAGCACCGAGAGCAUCAACGAAAGUGGCAACCGAGAAAGCAACGAGAGCACCAACGAAAGUGGCACUCAAGAAAGCAAUGAAAGCACCAACAAAAGUGGCAACAAAGAAAGCAACGAGAGCACCAACAAAAGUGGUAACCAAGAAAGCAACGAGAGCACCAACGAAAGUGGCAACCAAGAAAGCAAUGAAAGCACCAACGAAAGUGGCACUCAAGAAAGCAACGAGAGCACCAACAAAAGUGGCACUCAAGAAAGCAAUGAAAGCACCAACAAAAGUGGCAACAAAGAAAGCACCGAGAGCACCAACGAAAGUGGCAACCAAGAAAGCAACGAGAGCACCAACGAAAGUGCCACUCAAGAAAGCAACGAGAGCACCAACGAAAGUGGCACUCAAGAAAGAAAUGAAAGCACCAACAAAAGUGGCAACAAAGAAAGUAAAGAGAGCACCAACGAAAGUGGAAACCAAGAAAGCAACGAGAGCACCAACGAAAGUGGCAACCAAGAAAGCACCGAGAGCAUCAACGAAAGUGGCAACCGAGAAAGCAACGAGAGCACCAACGAAAGUGGCACUCAAGAAAGCAAUGAAAGCACCAACAAAAGUGGCAACAAAGAAAGCAACGAGAGCACCAACAAAAGUGGUAACCAAGAAAGCAAAGAGAGCACCAACGAAAGUGGCAACCAAGAAAGCAAUGAAAGCACCAACGAAAGUGGCACUCAAGAAAGCAACGAGAGCACCAACAAAAGUGGCACUCAAGAAAGAAAUGAAAGCACCAACAAAAGUGGCAACAAAGAAAGCAACGAGAGCACCAACAAAAGUGGUAACCAAGAAAGCAACGAGAGCACCAACGAAAGUGGCAACCAAGAAAGCAAUGAAAGCACCAACGAAAGUGGCACUCAAGAAAGCAACGAGAGCACCAACAAAAGUGGCACUCAAGAAAGCAAUGAAAGCACCAACAAAAGUGGCAACAAAGAAAGCACCGAGAGCACCAACGAAAGUGGCAACCAAGAAAGCAACGAGAGCACCAACGAAAGUGGCACUCAAGAAAGCACUGAGAGUACCAACGAAAGUGGCAACAAAGAAAGCACCGAGAGCACCAACGAAAGUGGCAACCAGGAAAGCAUUGAGAGCACCAACGAAAGUGGCACUAAAGAAAGCAACGAGAGCACCAACGAAAGUGGCAACCAGGAAAGCAUUGAGAGCACCAACGAAAGUGGCACUAAAGAAAGCAACGAGAGCACCAACGAAAGUGGCAACCAAGAAAGCAACGAGAGCACCAAUGAAAGUGGCAACCAAGAAAGCAACGAGAGCACCAAUGAAAGUGGCACUAAAGAAAGCAACAAGAGCACCAACGAAAGUGGCAACCAAGAAAGCAACGAGAGCACCAACGAAGUUGGCAUUCAAGAAAGCAAUGAAAGCACUAACGAAAGUGCCAUUCACGAAAGCAACGAGAGCACCAACGAAAGUGGCACUCAAGAAAGCAAUGAAAGCACCAACGAAAGUGGCACUCAAGAAAGCAACGAGAGCACCAACAAAAGUGGCACUCAAGAAAGCAACGAGAGCACCAACGAAAGUGCCAACCAAGAAAGCAACGAGAACACAAAUGAAAGUGGCACUCAAGAAAGCAACGAGAGCACCAACGAAGGUGGCAACCAAGAAAGCAACAAGAGCAUCAACGAAAGUGGCAACCGAGAAAGCAACGAGAGCACCAACGAAAGUGGCACUCAAGAAAGCAAUGAAAGCACCAACGAUAGUGGCAACAAAGAAAGCAACGAGAGCACCAAUGAAAGUGGCGACCAAGAAAGCAACGAGAGCACCAACGAAAUUGGCAACCAAGAAAGCAAUGAAAGCACUAACGAAAGUGGCACUCAAGAAAGCAACGAGAGCACCAACGAAAGUGGAACUCAAGAAAGAAACGAGAGCACCAACAAUAGUGGCAACCAAGAGAGCAACGAGAGCACCAAUAAAAGUGGCAACCAAGAAAGCAAUGACAGCACUAACAAACGUGGCACUCAAGAAAGCAACGAGAGCGCCAAUGAAAGUGGCAACCAAGAAAGUAAAGAGAGCACCAACGAAAGUGGAAACCAAGAAAGCAAUGAAAGUACCAACAAAAGUGGCACUCAAGAAAGCAAUGAAAGCACCAGAGAAAGUGGCAACAAAGAAAGCAACAAGAGCACCAACGAAAGUGCCAACCAAGAAAGCAACGAGAGCACCAACGAAAGUGGCACUAAAGAAAGCAACAAGAGCACCAACGAAAGUGGCAACCAAGAAAGCAACGAGAGCAUCAACGAAAGUGGCAACCGAGAAAGGAACGAGAGCACCAAUGAAAGUGGCAACCAAGAGGGUAGCAAGAGCACAGUUGAAACCACAAGAGAUGAAAGCUGUGAAGAAGAUGGACCAGCUGACACUGGUUGUUGGACUGAGUGGUUUGACAGAGAUGAUCCAACUGACACAGGAGACUGGGAAACUCUUGAAAAUCUGUACAUUGAAAAUCCUGGAAAGAUCUGCAAUGAGCCCCUUUGGAUUGAAGCAAAGACAACAUCAGAUAUGAGCCCGGAUUCAGUUGGAAAUCUCGUCGUCAAGAACAACCCUGUGUCUGGCUUUGUUUGUUUGAAUAAAGAUCAGAAAGGCUGCAAAUGCCACGAUUACAAAGUCCGCUUCAUGUGUCCUGUAGAAUUCUGCAGUCAGAAAGUGUGCUGGACUCAGUGGUUCAACCGUGACAACCCCAAUGGGAUCGGAGAUUGGGAGAUUCUUAGCAACUUGAGAAAAGAGAAUCCAGGAGAAAUAUGCGAAAGUCCUCUGUACAUUGAUGUCAAGUCUGUGAACACAAAUACUCCUGCUGAUUACACUGGGCAAACAUUUUUCAAAUACAGUAUUACUGAAGGCUUUGUUUGCCUCAACCGAGAUCAACAAGGACGCCGCUGCCUCAACUACAAGAUCCGCUUUGGCUGCCGCUGCGACGUCGUCUAG
This is a messenger RNA of Knipowitschia caucasica, 17841 nucleotides long. Lineage: Eukaryota; Metazoa; Chordata; Actinopteri; Gobiiformes; Gobiidae. The record is from the annotation of a GenBank genome assembly.